This is a messenger RNA of Aspergillus steynii IBT 23096, 1033 nucleotides long. Its product is annotated as mitochondrial 54S ribosomal protein bL27m. Bases 45 to 857 code for a protein of 270 amino acids. The record is from RefSeq and is a predicted model, not a curated record. The transcript has a single exon. NCBI's taxonomy places the organism in Eukaryota, Fungi, Ascomycota, Eurotiomycetes, Eurotiales, Aspergillaceae. Gene Ontology annotation, molecular function: structural constituent of ribosome. Gene Ontology annotation, cellular component: ribosome; mitochondrial large ribosomal subunit. Gene Ontology annotation, biological process: translation.
CUCGAGAGGCUCCAUCCGACUGCCAAACACAACCCCCCCCAGCAAUGUUACAACCCAGACUGCUGGCCCCGUUCCGGGUGCUGGAGAGGGCAAUUGCCCCUUCUCUCCGUGCUGCUCAGCCCAUCUCUCGCCCUUCGUCCUCCAUCCUCCCUCGAACCGUCCCCGCUCCGACACCUUUCUCCAACUUCCUCCUCCCUCUGUCUCACGUCCGUCAUGCCUCCCACGCCUCCCAGGGAACGGCGAACCGUCACUCCCGUGAUCCGGCCGGAAAACGCCUGGGCGCGAAGCGCACCGGAGGCGAAUACGUGGUCCCCGGCUGCAUCAUCUUCCGGCAGCGCGGAACGAAAUGGUUUGCCGGCGAGAACUGCGCCAUUGGCAGAGACCACACCAUCUACGCCACCGAGGCAGGCUAUGUGCGCUACUACCUCGACCCCGAGCGACACUCGGAGCGCAAGUACAUCGGAGUGUGCUUCGAGAAGGACGGGAAGCUACCGACGCCCCGAAACGCCCCGACCCGACGGAAGUUGAACCGGGUUGCGAUUGCCCGCACGCCAGAUGUCCUUCCCGAGCCUCAGUCGGAUCUGGUGGCGACUGGAGAGACCGGCACCGUGGUCGCGAGUGUGCCAGCGGCGGACGCGGAGACUGGCGCCCAGCUGCGUCCGGGGUACAUGUACCGUCAGGCCAAUUGGCAGAUUGGUCGCGCGGCCGAGAAGGCCGGCAUCACGGCCAAGCCGUACAACCGUGAUAACCGCUGGAUGGCGUGGAGGAAGAGACAGGCUCGGGCCCAGCGUGCUGCCCAGAUGAAGAGUCUGAAGAACAAGAAGAAGGCGUCGAAGAAGGGCAAGGGUGGCCGUUAACCGGUGAUGCAUGUCUCGACCUCUUGUCCCUCUCCGCCUCUCCUACUGUCAUUUUAAUCUACGACACAUGCAUUUGACUGCGCCACACAAUAACGGAUCCCUGAGUGUUUUCUUUUUUUGUAAUAUAGAAAGAUGUCUGCAAUUAUCAAGCUGUUUUCCCCAUGUACGAAUGCGCC